AUGAACCACGCGGACGGAGCCCACACCGACAACCCAGUGCCACGGACGGUGUCCAACCUCCUCGUGCACGUCCUCGGCACGCACGUCGACCACGUCCACGACAUUGUCACGCGCCUCGAGAUGGAGAUCGACAACAUCGAGCUGCACAUCGACAAAGGUGGUCACUUCAUGAGGAAACUUCUGUUGGAUGGUAGGAGAUUCCCCAAAAUGCACCUUGAUUUACAGCGCCUACUUCAGGUGGUUUCUCACGGCGAACAAGUCUUCCCCCGUGUGAAGGAAAGAUGCGCGAGCAAGAGUUGGUUCGCAACUGAGGAUAUUGCCGCCCUCGAAGAUUUGAUCGGCCGCCUUAGGAGGCUCAAGGAAAACCUUGGAUUUAUAACAAACAGAGUGACUACGCUGCAGGCCAGCCUCGACAGCUGGCAGUCAGAACAGAUCAACAAGAGCCUAUACUAUCUUUCAUUCCUCUCCAUAGUUUUCCUCCCUCUCUCCAUUGUAACCGGAGUUUUUGGAAUGAAUGUCGGUGGUGUGCCAUGGACCGAGCAGAACAAGAACCCCGCAAAUCUGGACGGUUUCGCCAACGUGAUGCUGAUAUGUGCCGUGAUCUUGCUGCUCCUUCUGCUUUGCUUUCUGUUCCCUUCACUGUAUUCUCAUGUGUCGGCAUGGCGAACCCGGCGUGAGCUGACCAGGAGUGGCUCCCAGAACAAGAGGCACCUGAAACUCUUCAAAGGCCACAGGGAAGGUUCUUCCUGUAUUCACCUGGGGGAUGCUUUCCGUUCAGCUGACAGAAAUGGUGAGCAAUUGACGGGCAACACAGGAAAUGUCCUUCUAGAUCCUGCAGUUCAUAGCACUGGUGUUAGGAAGCACUUAUCAGUAAGUAAACAUAGAACUGUGAGUUAA
This is a messenger RNA of Triticum turgidum subsp. durum (durum wheat), 897 nucleotides long. NCBI's taxonomy places the organism in Eukaryota, Viridiplantae, Streptophyta, Magnoliopsida, Poales, Poaceae. The record is from the annotation of a GenBank genome assembly.